Coniophora puteana RWD-64-598 SS2 is the source of this 1815-nucleotide messenger RNA. RefSeq lists its product as uncharacterized. The coding region runs from base 1 to 1815 and encodes 604 amino acids. Lineage: Eukaryota; Fungi; Basidiomycota; Agaricomycetes; Boletales; Coniophoraceae. The record is from RefSeq and is a predicted model, not a curated record. Gene Ontology annotation, molecular function: hydrolase activity, acting on carbon-nitrogen (but not peptide) bonds. The transcript is spliced from 14 exons.
AUGUCAGAACUCAGAAAGAGGCAAACUCGGUCCCGGACGCCAGUCCAGACAAAGGUUACAUCGCCAGAGCCGAAAAGCAAUGGAUCAGCGCAGAAUGUAAAAGCGGCAACCAGCUUUUCGACACUCCUCUUGCUCGUCUCCUGCGCGCUCUCAGCUGCUUGGUGGCUCACUGUAAACCCGCGCGACUUGCCAGAGUCCUAUGCGGUCUGCUCGCGCUCUGGUUCCCACAUCUAUACUGUAGAUCGCAACAACUCUGUAGCCCAGUGCCUCGUGGUACAAGACUCAGUAAUAGCGGACACGGGCUAUUUGACUCGUUGGAAACAGCGACACGCCGAACCGCUCCACGUCCGAUAUCUCGAGGAAGGCUCGGUUAUCGUACCUGGACUAAUGGAUUCCCAUGCGCAUAUACUUGAAUACGGCGCCAACGCUCAAUUGCCCCUUGAGGGUGCAAAGACAGUCGAAGACACGGUGGCUAUUGUCAGGAACUACAUUCUUGCACAUCCUGAUAUUAUCGGUGACAAAACGAAGAUAAUUGAAGGGUGGGGCUGGGAUCACACGCAGUGGCCCGUUCAAGAAUGGCCAACAGCUGAUGCGCUUGACGCUGACCCAAUUAUUCACGGACGCCCAGUCCUCCUUCACAGCAAAGAUGGUCACGCUAUGUGGAUUUCGAACGCCGCGAUGGCCGCAGGUCUUCCCUAUCCAGAUGAGGUAGAAGGUGGAAUCAUUGUUCGUGACGGAGACGGGAGGCCGACAGGAACUUUGCUUGACAAUGCCCACGAAUUGGCUCCGAAGCCUACGCUUAGUGAACAAGAUCUAUCGCGCCGGCUUGAAGCCACCAUCAAAGAUGCUGUUGCACGAGGACUUACGUGCGUCCACGAUGCGGGUUUCAACCCCAUUUCUCUAGACUUUAUGCAUCGGCAAUCAUUUUCAAGUCCAUUACAGAUUCGGAUCUACGGAAUGACGCGCUUUGAAGAACACCGUGGUUAUUGGGGCAAUACAACAAAGCCUAUCCUUAAUGCUGCCAGUGGGCACUUCACCGCUCGCAGUGUUAAAAUCUUUGCGGACGGUGAGAGACUGACACUUCUGUCGCAGCUGCAUGACACAUAUCACGACAACGUUCACACCAAGGGGUUCAUGCGCAUUGACCCGGAGCUUCUGAACGAUAUUAUCCCUCGUUAUCUCGCGGACGGUUGGCAAGUAAACGUCCAUGCGAUUGGUGAUUAUGCCAACGGCAUUGUUCUUGAUGCGUUUGAAAAAGCGCUUGUUGGGGUUGAUGUCAGCGCCAUGAGGCCACGACUAGAACAUGCCCAGAUUUUGACACAAGAGGAUAUGCAACGGAUCGGAAGGCUUGGAGUGAUUGCUAGCGUGCAACCGACUCAUGCCAUCAGUGAUAUGUGGUUUGGCGAAGAACGGCUCGGUCCCGAGCGUGUGAAAGGACUAUAUGCUUUCCGUUCGAUUCUGGACAACGGAGCAAGACUUGCCCUUGGGUCUGAUUUUCCUGUUGAAGACAUGAACCCGUUGUCUGGUUUCUAUGCCGCUGUUACCAGACUUUCUCCAGAUGGAAAGUCCCCUCAUGGCACAAGUGGAUGGUUCCCAGAACAGCGCUUGACGCGAGAAGAGGCUCUGAGAGGAAUGACCAUAGACUCGGCGUAUGCUUCUUUUACGGAAGACAGACUGGGAUCCAUUGUCCCUGGAAAACUUGCAGACUACGUUGUUCUUUCUCGUAAUAUCAUGGAGAUACCCUACGAUGAAAUACUCGCAACUAAAGUCCAGGCAACAGUUGUCGAUGGUAGGCCUGUUUACGGUACUUUGUGA